CUAGCGCUUUUCCUUGCAGAAUGGAAGUAGUCGUGGAGGCGAUAAGGACUAAAGUCGUUUGACUCAGCGGGAUUCUGAACUCUUAGGCUUUUUUCUUUUGUUUUUUUUUUUGUUUUCCGGUUAUAGGACAGUCGUUACAGCGAAGCCGAUCUGUGUGGCUGCUCGUUUCAAAGCGCACCCCGUAUGGACGAUGAGGAGGACGAUGUGUUUGAGCCAAAAGCCAACUGUUGGCGCACCACAUUCAGGGAGAUAAAGUGUGAACAUCGAGGCACACAGACACCCGGUCCUGCCCUGGUACCAAACAACGGCAUGCUGCCCUGUGGAGUCGCAGAGGAGCCCAGACCACUCUUCUACGGUAACGCAGGUUUUCGAUUGCACUUCCCGGCACGCUUCGAGCUCGUCGGGGAUCACAGAGCGAGUCGACAAGGAAGCACGGAGCAGCAAAACAGCAUGGAGCGCCUGCCCCGCCAGCGACCCGCGGCUCGCAGCGUGGAGGCCUGCAUCGGACAGAAACUCCAGCUCAUAGGAGACCAGUUUCACUGGGAACGCCUGCAACUGUAUCAACGAAACCAAAGGAACCAGGGGCCGAUGUGGUGGCGCCUGGCCGCGGCCAUUCUCAGCCUUCUGUUUGAUAGGGGGUUCAUAGCCGGAGGAGGGGGUGGAGGACGGAGGUGAGGCGACCUUGUCCCCCGUUUUUCAUUCAUCUCUGUGAGGAACUGGACUCCUACUGGCACUGUCUAAUCUAACACGGGUCUGUUUGGGGGAGAAAACAAUUGAGGUCACCGCGGGACGGAGACAACCAACUUUUAUACCAGGUUGUGUUUUGGGGGUUUUUUGUUGUUUUUUUUUUUCCUUCAAAGAAGAUGCCAUGUUGCUCUGAGAUUCCACUAAUGGGCAAUGUUCUUUCUUUUGUUUUUUUUUGGCAUACCUGUGGUGUAGUGGUUUUGUACAGUACAUUGUUCUUGUUCACUUUAAUGACCUCUCACAGAACCUGGGAAUGCCUUAUUCAGUGUCUUCUGCCAGAAUGAGUAUUGAGCAGUUUUGACAGGCAAGAGAAGAUGGUUAGGAAGUGAAAGGAAACGCAGAGGAAGUUUCCCAGGUGACCAGUCAAGUCGAUUUUUACUAACUUCCAAAGAGGCAACUUCUCAGAACAAAAGCAUUUUGCACCUCACCUCAGUGGAACAUUUAUGUUUUCUUCAUUUUUUUUUCUCCUUUCAGUUUGUCUUUUGUCCCUCCUUGGUUUUCUUUGAACACGACCUCUUGGUAUUGUUCAGAAAUACUGGGAACAGUAGUUUCCGCGCGUGUGAAAGUGAGCGCACGGUGAUAUGUCAUCUGAAUAUCUUUUAAUAUGCAAAGAGAGUCACGCGAUACAUGUCAGAUGUUUGGGUCUGCUGACUCUCUGGGUGGAGUCUGCACUUCUUAACGUCACCGUCUGGUCAAACAAGCCAGGUGACUGCAUGCAAACUUGCCAGACACCAAAAAGAAAGUGAAAAAGGAAAACAAGGCAUGUGCACUUGGACAUCUUGUGUUGUUAUUGUUAAAAUCCUUUCACUUAACCUGGGUUUUUACUGGGUUUACUUGUCAUUUUAGCCUUUUUCCUGCAACAUAUCGGGGGGCAAAUGACAUCUGACAUGUAGCGCACGUCAACGUGCCGACUUUUGCACGCAUGUAAACAACUAUUAGAGGUCUUGCACUAUAUUAGAACACAAGUCAAUCACGUUGCAGAUAUCGUAACACCUAAACCAGCUGUUUUAUUCAUUUAACUUGACCCUUGUUCCCAGUAUAUUACUCUAAUAUUCCCUUUUGGGGGUUUUUUUCAAUGUUUUUCUUUCAUUUGAUUGUUUUCAGACCUCCAUGCCCUUGAAGUGGAGCUGUGGAUCCACUGUUUUUGCACUAUACCACCCUUCAAAAGAUCCGAAUGUUGACAAGCUAACCUCUGUCUCGUAUGAAGGUUGAUUUUUUUUGGUUUGUUUAUUUGUUUUUUUUCAUUUACCACCUGUUUCCUUACCACCGCAUUUCACAUUUAUCCAUUCGCAUUGUCUUGAGACGUGCCUCAGUGUUGAGGCCUGACUGAACACAAUCUGGAUGACGCUUCUCGAAAGAUCGCUCACGCAGUUUUUCAGACCACACUGAAGAGUUGGAGGGAGACACGUUGGCUCGGUUAAAAAGGUUUUGAUUUUUUGUUUUGUUUUUUUCACGGCCCCGCUGUAUCUUCAGAACAUCGAAACAAUAUGCCGAACACAGUGCGUAAAACUAAAUCUCUCAGGCCACCUGUUAUGGGGUAUUAUAUAUUGUCGUUGGUGCUGAGAUCCAGAUUUGGGAUGUUUGAGCACAUAUAAUCACCACUGACUCAGCAGACGGGCAGUCUCUGAAAUGGACAAAAAAAAGAAAAGAAAAAGUGAAAAAGACUGUAAUUAUUGUUGAAAUAUGAAUAUGUUUAAAGACACUGUCAAAGAUGCUGUUUGUUGUUUUGUUUUACUCUUCUUUCAUUGCUGAACCCAGGCCAACUUUUGGACCCAAGGAGCAGUACAUAUCAGGGGUCUGUAAUUACAUGCUCCUUACAAUGUGUCAAGUUUAUCACUGCAUGACGAUUAGGUUCUUUAUCUUUUUUGUUGUUGGGCUUUUUUCUUCUUUUUUUUUUUUUCUCAAGAUGUCUCAGGGACAGACUUUUGUGGGCUACUGGUAACCUUGAGAAUCUGUUACAUGGUUAGAAGAAGAGCUGUUCUCGCCGAUUAAUACGUGACGAAACCCCCUCGAGGUGUUGUCGCCUCUCCCAUCUCCAUUUUAACCUAGAUCUCGGCCAACUUUCUCAGCACACGCUUCUUAAAGGUACCGUUCGACUGAGGAGUUUGAGGCUGACUUGCUGGCUGUGGUGGGGACGGAGCUACUGAGCGUAGUAGUCAUAGGUGGUGCGAGGUGCACUGAAUGUGGUUGUGGUUGUAGUUUCCUGCGGAUCGUGAACGCUGAGCCAGUCCGUGUAGCUCCCCGUCUCACCAUCAGCUCUUGACUUCCUCUUUGUGCUGCUCCUUCAUUACAUGGUUGUUGUUCAUCGGUUCACUUUCUUUGUAAUUUAUUUUUUCUUUCUUCUUCUUUUAUUUAUUUCAGUGUAUUUGCCCAUUUCUACUGUAUACACCUGUGUGUGCAAUUACUUCAUUGUUUUCCUUUUUUCUAUUUUGGUCUCCCGGACUUGUAUACGCUUCGGCUGUUUGGCUCUGUGGAGAACAGGUUGGCGAUCGUUACGCCGCCUUCACCUUUAGAAGAACAACUACUGUAUUCGUGUAGUUACGAUUACUUUUUAAGUGGCGGCAGGUGUCACUGCUAAGCCAAUCAUCUAAACAGAGCAAACACAAGUACAGCUGCUGCUCUUCACAAAGAAGAUAACUACAGACUGCAGAUGAGUGUUUGAUACUCAAAAUUCCACCAUCCAAAAAUGACGCCUUCCCACACGACCUCUCCCUCAUAACAAGUAACGGCAGACAUGACAUUAGACACAAAAAGGUUGCCUUCUUCCUCAAGUCACAGGGCGUCAGUUUACUCGUAUGUGUUCAAUUCUUUAAUCUUAAUCAUUGUGUUGUAAUCAGUAUGCACUGGAAAGUACUUUGUAUCUGUAAAUCCCUUAGGUUUCUUAUCUGUUGAGUGUUGAUGUAUAGUAUUUACUCUGAUUUGUUCUCCUCAGUUGAUCUCGCCACGUGUCAGGCGUAUUCGGUGCAGCGAGCAAGUAGGCUCGGGUGCGAUGGCCCGGUUUGAUUUAUUGGAAAGGGAAACAAGCCACCGUGGUGCCCUGUAUAGUUUUGUCAGAAUGAGGUUCCCGAGCCUCAAACGGCAUACGUGAGCGCAGAAAAUCCCAAGAGAGACAGUGAGAAAGAGACAUGCGUAUUUUAUUGAAACCGUCAGUGUCUUGAAUUUUGUAGUCCACUUUAUAUAAAUUUGAAGUUUUUUUUUCCUUUGAGGAAAGUUUUGAAUUUUUAUAAGUAAUAACAUUUCUUCUUCGUGGUUUUUCUUAACGUUCUUUUUUUUAAAUUGUAUUUUCUUAAAAAAAGGGGUCUGAUUUUAUAAGGACACUUCACGCUUGUAAAAUGACUUUUAAUACCAGUAUGAUCCUUUUUGAAGUCAAUGAGAUCAAGAGCAUUUUGGGUUUUUUGUUUGUUUUUUUUAAAGACAAAUGAGCUUGCGACAUUCCUUGCACAUCUUACUGUCCUGUAUACACAAAACCAAAUGAAUUCAUGGUUGCGGUUGAUUUUGCUCGUGAGCUCGUAACCAUGAAACUGUCCUUUCUUUUUACAGAACUGAUAAAGUGUAAAUGUAUUUCUAAAAAAGAUUUAAAAAACAAGACAAAAAAAGAAAGAAAGAAAAAACCCUGGAAUAUGCCUUUAACUGCUCAGUUUCAAUGAAGUCUUGAUUAUCACACACUCUCUGUAUACCAAGAAAUGAGACCCAGCGAAAAUGUAGCAUUUUUGUAACAUUGAUUGUGUGUUUUCGAGACUCUACUGUGCACUCAUUUUUAUGUUUAUAUACAUUUUUUUUCUUUUUUUGGUUGUUGAUAUAAUAAUGGAAGUAAAGACAAUUUGUUAUGUAGUGCAAUAUGCUGUACAUGCGGAGCUUUGCUCUACAAAUCCUUUUUUUUUUCUUCUGGAUUUCUUGUUGCUUAUUGGUACUUUUUUCAAUAAAAUUUUAUUGAAGGUG
Messenger RNA from Neolamprologus brichardi, 4683 nucleotides. NCBI's taxonomy places the organism in Eukaryota, Metazoa, Chordata, Actinopteri, Cichliformes, Cichlidae. The record is from RefSeq and is a predicted model, not a curated record.